Molecule: messenger RNA, 2184 nt
Organism: Trypanosoma grayi
Lineage: Eukaryota; Euglenozoa; Kinetoplastea; Trypanosomatida; Trypanosomatidae
Exons: 1
Coding region: 1-2184 (727 amino acids)
Source: RefSeq, a predicted model, not a curated record
AUGAACGAAGAAUGGAAUGUCGGUGAAGAGUUGUCGAACCUUCUCUUGUUGGAGGAGCCGAGCGCCUCUCAUCUGCCGUGCUUGGUGCGGUACCGCGCCUUCACGGACCCGGUAGAUAACAACGCUGCACGUGAGGCGGCGUGGCAAACAGCACUGCCCAAUAGUUUCUGUGUGCACAAGCGCCGCCGCCUUGAAGCGUUAGGCAACGAACGAGAAACGGUGGUGCGUCCGCUUCUGCGCGUCUUGCGCGACCCUAUUGAUGUGGCGCGCCGCCGGUUGGAAACUUUCCGCUGGUUUGAGAAGCCGCGUGGUGCGGAAGAGAUACAAGCGCGUUUUGCCCUCGACAGACGGCUUGGCGUCACACCAUGUCUGGCUGCUGUUCACCAAGCGCUCUUGCGCCUGAAGCAGCUACGACGCACAGAAGUGGUUGCGGACCUAGUGGAGGAUCUCAUGAUGGAUUCACCUGCACUCUCCAUUUGCACCCUCCUUCACAUUGUGGAGGGGCUCAAGGAGCAACCGGAGCGGGCCGCUCGUCUCGUUUUCACACUGGCACCCUUGGUUACAAACGGCGCAGUGCCGGCAAGUGUGUGGUCGUCACUGUGCUGCGAACUCGAUAAGGUAGCGCGUCAGCGACCGGCGCCACUGGAGCGGUCGCUGGUGGAGCUUUUCGGGCAGGUGCUGUACCGUGUCUCUGACGAUGGCCCGGUGAGUGGGUCAAUUGUUGUGUACUACGGACAGGCUCUGCUGAAGAGCCGCGCACCGUUGCGCAGCAUUGUAGGGUUCGUUCAGACAGAGCUGCUGAGCGGCCGCAACGCGCCGCCGAGCGACCCCGUGUCGGAGCUGCGGCUUGGAGCAUUCUUGAGCGACUUGAUCGAGGUUAUGUGCGGCCGACCCGGUGAGGUGGCGGAGCGGGAUAGUGGACCGCCACUAUCCACGAAGGAGCGACUGAUGUAUUGCGGUGACCUCGUGAAGCAUGCGUAUGCGGGGCGCUUGCAGCUGACGCAGGCCGCGUUUGAUGCAUUCCUGCACUUCUGUGACGAGGAACAGGACUACCAUCGCCUGUGCAUAAUCUUUCUUGCCAUGUGCAUGCUGUCCACGCCAACGUUGCUUGCAACCACACGUGUGGCAGAGGUGCUGUGUGACGUGGAGAUGCUAUCACUGUACCUCGCAGACCUAUUCCACCAGCCGUCGCCCUCCCUGCUACUGUACGUUCUCAUUCGCCACGGGGGCACCACCCUAUUUCCCCUCAAACGCAUCACCACCACCACCAACAACAACAACAACAACAACAAUUGUAAUAACAACACCAACGACCGCAAAAGAGACUCACUAGAAUUGCACCUCUGCGAGUGCCUUGCACGGUUGUGCGCGCGGGACGGUGACGCGUCUCUCUGCAUGAACACAUUCGCCGCGAUUGCGGACUUACGAGGUCCAGAAGGGGCACAUGCAUUUAUCUGUUCUCUGGCACUGGCAAUGCGACCCCCGCUGCAACUCUUCAGUAGCCACCCGUCGACGACAGGAUCGGUUGCGCUGGAGCCAUUCAAUCUUGAGGCACUAUACUACGCUCUGCGCCCCGCUGGAGUUCCUCUCGAUGCUUUCUGUGCCUCGCUGCAAACGCGACCGCUUGCGUCGCUCUUUACGUUGCGUGAUGGCGGUGAUACGACUGACACCAACAACAGCAAUGGUUGCGGCUGCACGGUGGAACGCGCCCUGUCAGGCCUGUUCGCAACACCUCAGGUUUAUGGCAUGGUCGUGGAUGGAAGUGCCGUGGGUUCUCUAGCUAAAAACGUAACCCUAGCAGAAGCGUUCGUAAAAAUGAUGAAUGAAUAUGCGGCAAAGACGGGAGCUGUCGUCCUUGUCCACUUCGAUGUGUACGCUGCGAAGCAGCUGACGAAUGACGCGCGGCAGAUGCUGUCUCUGUGGCUGAUGCAGCACAGCUGGUUUGUGCCACUCCCUUUUUCCCUUGCGGUGCGGCUGGUGACGACCACCGCCACCGGCUCGCACCAGCAGCAGCCACAACGAGAAAAACCGGGCGUUCAAUUGUUUCACGAGAUGCGCCGCAUGGGGCACACAAAGGUUGCGUUCAUCACGGCCGAGCCGCACAUCGCCGAGGAGGUGAAAGCGGAAGGCGUACACCCGGUCAUCACGCUUGCGGAGCUGAAGGUGCGUCUUGGUCUUCGCUAG